Molecule: messenger RNA, 3517 nt
Organism: Microplitis mediator
Lineage: Eukaryota; Metazoa; Arthropoda; Insecta; Hymenoptera; Braconidae
Gene: Cep97
Product: centrosomal protein of 97 kDa
Exons: 9
Coding region: 185-2872 (895 amino acids)
Biological process (GO): mRNA splicing, via spliceosome
Molecular function (GO): protein binding; U2 snRNA binding
Source: RefSeq, a predicted model, not a curated record
CAUGUUAGUAAGUGGUUUGUAUUCAUCAUGGCUUCCGCGGGUUAGAAAUCAAUUGAAUUAAAUUUAUAAAUUUUGUUUAUUGCAAUUAAAUUCAUUAUAAUAUAACCAAUACGAUUGUUAAUUAACCUAAUUUAAAUAUUUUUAUUGUAUUGAGGUUUCACCAGUGAUAAUAAUUGAACCAAUAAUGAAUUCCUGUGAAGAAUCAGAAUCAUCUGUCUGUGAUACUCUAGAUCUAAGUGGUCAAGGGCUUAAAAAAUUAAGUCGUUGUCCAUCAGACGCAGACAUUAAUACUUUAAUCGUCGACGAUAAUGAACUUCAGAGACUUGACAAUCUCGAUACUUACCACAGAAUUACAAAGCUCUCUAUUGUACGUAAUCAGCUUUUACGAAUGUAUGGAGUAUCGAAAUUACAUAAUUUAGUUACACUAAAUUUAGCUAACAAUGGAAUUUUAACAAUUGAAGGCAUUAAAGAUAUGCCAAAUUUAACAACUUUGUGUUUAGCUGGAAAUAAUAUCAAAUCUAUUGAACAUUUGCAUUCUAAUACAAAAUUACAACAUCUGGAUUUAUCUGAAAAUAGUAUCAGUCAUAUUUCCGAUAUUUCUUAUUUAAGAAAUUUAAAAGAAUUAUUCUUACACAAUAAUCGCAUUAUAACGCUACGACAGUCUGAAAGAUACUUGCCAACAUGCUUAGAGACUCUAACAUUAGCAAACAAUAAUAUUACAGAUUUAAAUGAGAUGUCACAUCUCAGUGGAUUGACAAGUCUUAUUAAUUUUUCUAUUGCUAAUAAUCCUUGUGUUAGUGCUACAGGUAAUAUUUAUAGUGGUUUUGACUAUCGUCCAUUUGUCAUAAAUUGGUGUAUGAGUCUAAAAUCAAUCGAUGGAUAUGCUGUUGAUCCAAUUGAAAGUUUAAAAGCUGAAUGGCUUUAUUCUCAAGGACGAGGGAGACAAUUUCGUGUUGGUGAGCAUUUAUUACUUACUCAAUAUUUAGCAUCAGUUUGUCCAUUAUCGGGCGAAUGUCUCGAAAAUGAAACUGACAGAAAACUUAGAUUAAUAUUGAGUAAAGCACAACAUCACCAACAACAACUUAAUCAACAAACUGAUACCAGUAAUGUUCACGGUAUGACAUCAUCACCAGCUGCUAGACGAAGACUAGGUCCUAAUCGUACCAGUUCACCAAGACGUCCAACUUUUAUUUCAUUAGGUUCAUCAUGUAAUUCCAUACGACUGAGAUCACCAGAUCGAAUGGUAGCAAGUUGUCAUACUGAAACUAUGUUAUCAUCUUGUCAUGGAACUUUAGCUGAUAAUCAUGAACUACUGAUGACUCAAAGUCUUGAUCCUAAUAUGUUGUGCAAUACAUUUAAUAAUAAAUCAAAAGAAUCUGGGUUGAAAGAUAUUGAAGAAACUUCAAGUCCUCUACAAGCAGCAACGAAACUAGUACCUGUACCAGAAUCAUUGAUGAGCCCAGAUUUUCGUCCACCUUCUGGUCUAUCACGAAUUCUUCCAAAGACUCCACCAAGUCGACUUAAUUCACCAAUACAGAGCAUUGUACCUGUUAAAAUUAACAACGAAAGUAAUACUAAACCUGUUUCAAUCAGCAAUACGUCAAAUACAGUUGCUGCUAAAAGUAAUGUAGGAGUAUUAAAAGCAAAUUCAUUAAUGAAAAGUAAUUCAGCGUCAAAUUGUAUUGGAGGAAAAACAAAUAUUGGUAAACCCGUUACGACAAAUACAAACGGCAAAUGUCCACAAGCUGUUAAAAUAAAUAAUUAUGUACAAAGUAAAACAAUGACACCAAAGAGAAGUGCUAGAAAUUCACCAAAUUUACCCAGAAGUGUAAAUAAAAUAAAAACACCAAAUGAUAAAAUAAAAAGUAAUGAUUUACAAAAAAAUAAAUUAACAGGUUACGACAAUAUAACAGUAAGUAGUGAUGAAGAUAGUGAAGUUUGUCAAGUUAAAUUAAAUAAUAUAAGACAUAGAGCUAUUCAAAGACGUCAAGAAGACACAAAUAAAGCAGAAGAUGAAGCUGAAAAAGCAGCAGUAUGUAUUCAAAGAAUGUGGCGGGGUUAUCAUACACGUAAUUUAAAUAAAAAGGCAACAAAUGUUUUAAAAACAAUUGAAAUGAUGAGAACUAAUAAAUAUAUUCAAAAAUUAUCAACUGACAUGGAGGCAACACGUACAGCACUUGAGAGUGAACAUAAAUUACAAUUACUUCAGAUGCAGGCAAUAAAUGCAUUGUGGAAAAAAGUUGUUAGUUUACAACCGGGCGCUAAUGAAAUAAAUAGUGGACAGAAAAAUACAGACAUUGUUACUAAUUUAGCACAGACUUGUAAUUUAUUACACAGUCAAGUUCAACAAUUACAAGAUUCAAUGACUGAAAUAAAACGUUGCAUGUCAAGUAUGCAAACGAAAGUUGUAUUAGUUGAUAAUGGUGUUGGUACACAAACUGAAAUUUCAGCAGUACACACUCCAGCUGGUGAAGAAAACACAUUUCCGUAUGCUAAACCAUUAAUUCGACCUCAAUCAUUGUCUAUACAACCAACAAUACAUGAAAACACUGAAAGUAAAUCAUUUGCAACAAAUCUUGUUGAUAGUGUUCUUAAAAAAGUAUCACAAUCAACAGAUACAACAGAUGAUGAAGUUAAUACAGAUAUACUUAAUUCAAAUUCAAAUCCUGAAUUAUUAUCUGCUGAUCAUCCGGAAAUGUUUAAAAGUUGUGAAGAAAUAGUUGAAGAUGAAUUUAAAGAAAUGGAUGGUGACUUGGAAAAAGUUAUUGAAAUUACAAAUAUUUGUGAGGAAACGAUUUGUAAAGAAUUACACAACUUUAUUGAAAAUGAAAAUGGACAGCAGAGUGUUGCUGAAAGUGACAAAGAAGAUUAAUGAUUAAUUUUAAAAAAUAACAUAACAAAUAAAUACUCAUCUAAUUAUUUUAUUAUUUAAAAAUUUAAAAAUAAAGUCUGAACGUAAUUAUAUUUUACGAAAUAAUAGUUUUAUCGAUAGUCACUGUAAAUAUAAUACAAAAAGAGUAAUUACUCGUUAAAAUAACAAUAAUUAUUUUAAAUAAAUAAAUAAAAAGACAUGACAAUUAACAGUGGAAUUAAACAUUUAUGUCAAAAAUUUUUUUUGAAGAUUAAAAAAAAGUGACUUAAAUAUUCGCCUUUUCAAGAUAUUUAAAUAUAAUUAUGCGUAAUUAAUAAAAAAAAAAGUAUAUUAUGUAAUCUAGUCCAAAUAGUUUUCUUGCUACAUAAUUGAUAUUAAUAUUCAUUGAAAUUGUUUUAAGUAUUAUGUGAGAUUUAAUUAGAAUAAUUAAUUGGUGUGAUUGAUAGUUAAUGAUAGGACUUGAUUGUUUUUUGUUGUUAAAGCUAUAACGCAUAAAAUGUGUAAUUACUUACUAAUACUAUUUAAUUAGAGCUGUAAUAGUAAACAAUAUUAAUUUUACUUUUUUAUAAAAUAAUUAUUUUAACAAUUAAAUUUAAAAAAUCUAAGUAACUUUAUAAUCUUGACAACUUGCGAUAAAAAGUUUGA